Messenger RNA from Lytechinus pictus (painted urchin), 3102 nucleotides. RefSeq names its product CLIP-associating protein 1-like. The record is from RefSeq and is a predicted model, not a curated record. Bases 519 to 1232 code for a protein of 237 amino acids. Lineage: Eukaryota; Metazoa; Echinodermata; Echinoidea; Temnopleuroida; Toxopneustidae. Gene Ontology annotation, biological process: microtubule polymerization; establishment or maintenance of microtubule cytoskeleton polarity; mitotic spindle organization. Gene Ontology annotation, cellular component: centrosome; spindle pole; kinetochore. The transcript has 9 exons. Gene Ontology annotation, molecular function: microtubule plus end polymerase activity; microtubule plus-end binding.
AUAAUGACGUCACACAUUUGAAAUUGGUCAACAUGGCGGCAUAGCACUGUCUAGUGUCUGUGUUAUUAACUUACAUGGCCCAGCGGAACUCACUCACACUUACUGAUUGUAACUAUUUCGGGUUAAUCAAGAGAAGUGCAGUUCAUAAGUUAUACAAUAUAAGAUUAGUACACACAAACACUUUGUCAUCCUGAAGAGGAAAAUACCUUCAAGUGCUACUAUUUUAGGUUUCGUUAUGAUCAAACCGGAAAUCAGACAGGAAGAGUAUCCAUGUACGUCCAUCUAAUCUGAGAGCACAUUAACAUUGCAUAUCUGCUGGAUUAUAACAGAUCAGACACUGCAGAGACACAAUACAUAUGUACCAUGUAACAGAAAGGGUUUCCUGUCACAGUUUUCAGGUUGCAUUUUGGUAAUUCUCAGAGCAUAUCACCCUGAAGUGGAAAUAUCCAACCUAAAGUGCUGCAGGAUUUUACUACUUGUGAGUUUACCUCCUUCGGAGGGGCUUGACUGUAGACAACAUGGCGGGGAAGACAUUAGAUGACAUAUUCAAUGAUGUCCUGAAGCAGGACACUACGUCCAAAUUUCAGGCUUCAGAGGAUUUGCAGAACUAUCUCCAGGACAAUAAGAAUUCUCUUCACUGUGAUAAUAUGGACAGAUUAGUGGAUGCCCUAGCAGGAUGGGUGAAUAGUAGUAAUUUCAAGAUAUCUCUCUGUGGUCUUGAGUGUUUAUCAUUACUUGUUGAUAGAAUGGGAGAAAAAUUCAAGAGUCAUAUAGGAACAGUUUUACCAGCAGCAGUUGACAGAUUGGGAGAUAGCAAGGAACAGGUUCGAGAACAAUCUCAAGGUCUCAUUCAAAAGCUGAUGUCACCCUCUUCUUCACCACAGUUUGUAUUUGAGAGGCUGAUGAAAGCAUUUUCGCACAAAGGUUGGCGUGUUCGAGAGGAAGUUCUACUAUGUUUAAUGCAGACUUUAAAUGUAUUUGGUGCAAGUUCUCUUCUAUUAAACAAAAUUGUUCCAUCAAUUUGCAAACUUCUUGGGGAUCCUAACAGUCAAGUAAGAGAUACAGCAAUCAACACACUAGUUGAGAUCUACAGGCAUGUAGGAGAGAAGGUUAGGAUAGACCUGGGUAAAAAGGGCAUUCCUUCAUCAAGGUUAUCUAUUAUUUAUGCCAAGUUUGAUGAUGUGAAACGGUCCGGACAAAUGGUGGUGCAGUCUGAACAAAGUGGUAAGUAAAACAUACGUCUGAAAGUCCCCUCAGCUUUAAAUCAUUAGUGUAAAUGUGCAUUUUUUUCUUUCAGGAAAAUUUCAGUCCAAAACACAAUAGUGAUGAUUUUGGUUGGUUUGUCACACCCUUUCUAUUUUCACAGAUAAUGCAAUUUUCUGGUGAUUCUCACAAUCCUCACGUUGUUUUAUCCAACAUAUUGAACAGUUAGACCUUAUGAAUCGAGGUGACUUCGCACACGGCGGAAUAGGAGCUUUUGAUUGAGUGAUGGUGAUGGGCAUGAUUAAAACCUUAGUCGUGCUGAAAUGAUUCCUUAAACAGUGAAACUUUUCAAAAUGCACACUUUUUUACAUUUUGGGAUUGCAUUCUCCAUCAAGAUUUUGUGAACAUAUGAUUAAUUAGAACUUGAAAUGAAAGCUAAAGCUAUUUUCUAUGUCCCCCUCCCCCCAUUCUUGUUUGAACGCAACUUAUGAGACAUUAUUCAUCUUCCAUUAGAAGGUUGCAUAUUCUGUUAAGUGUAUUCCUAGUCUGUGUAUCGUAUCAGUUGGUUUAUUGAAAAACCUUGUUGUUGGUAAAAAUAAAAGUGCAGUGAAAUUCUGCCAUAUGGUGACUAACAUGACAUCUGCUCAUUUUAUUUUAGAGUGGGUUCUUUUUUCGUCUGAAACUACUUGAUCUGAAGAAAAAUACUUUCUCAUAUCCAGAAAAGCUUUAUGCAUGUAUUGGGUCCAUUUUUCAUGUAGUUUAAUUUGUAGUUGGUCUUAUUUCCAGAAGUUCUAAUAACCACUUGGACUUAAUAUCUGCAGUAAUUUCUUUUUGGUUGUAUUGCCUAUGUUUAUGGGUUUGAUCCCAGGCUGAGUGAAACCAAUGGCUUCUAGAAAUAGGAUCUGGCAUCUAGUCAGGGGCUUGUGUAAGAAUGGAGAAGGGUUAACAUACUUUUUUCACAGUGUCCACUGAAAGACCAGAUAAACAGCUGAAGUUUUGAUCCCAAGGGAAAUCAAUAUUGUAAUCAUCAUCACCAAAAAAAAAUGGAUUAGACUAAUUAUUGACAAAUAGAAGUAGAGGUUGUAGACAAAUGAAGUUAGACCAUGUGGACUUGCACUAACUGUUAAUACAACCAAGAGGUUUACAGACCGAAUGAGGGUGUACUGUGUUUAUGCCAGCAGGGAAUUGAGGAGAUUCACUGGAUCCGUCCCGAUUCGAAUUUCAGUAUUUGUUUCCAAUUAAAAUUACUUUUACACGUAUCUUGUUUUUAUGAGAUAUUGAGGAAACCAUAUCUUGUCCUCAAUUCAGAUUUAAAAAAAAAAUCUAUUUCAUCCAUGGUUGGACGAAUGACACAAUAGCAGUAUUUCCAAUGAACAAGUAUGAUUAGUAGAUUGAUGAAGAUGCAUGUCUGAAGACCAAAUUUGAAGUAAUACCUCGGUCACAUUUGUUCUACGGCGGCCGUACGGCGAAUCGAAAACAGCCGUUUUUUUAGAGCUGCAUAUAUAUGUAGUUUGAAUAGAAAUGAAUAAAACGGCCGUUUUAGACUCGCCGUACAGCUGCCGUAGAGCAAAUGUGGCCGAGGUAUUAGGACAUUUUUUUUAUCACCAAUUGAGAGCAAAGAAUAAAAAAGAUCAUUGAUCUUUAAUAAUAUGGCAUGUCCCUUUUGAAUUCUUGAAGAGAAAGUAUCCUUUACUCUCUUGCCUCAUACAUAUAGCAUGACUAUGAAUUAUUUUGGAAAGUAGGGGUUACCUCAGGAUUUGUGGCUGAAUCAAUGAGGCAUGAAAGAGUCCAAAAUUGAGUGGAUACAUGAAAGAUGUGAAUUUUUAUAUAGGGGUAACAAAUGGUGAUGGUGGGUUAAGAUCACAUUCAGGACAGACAUUGCGUGGAAAGUGAAUGGAC